AGUCAAAUAGCUGUUGGCUUUAAAAUGCCUCAAUGUUACCUAUCGGGUAAAUAUUAACUAUCUAUUCUAAUAGUGUUUUUUAAUAAUAUAUUCUCAGGACGAAAAACUGAAAAGUUUAACAUAAUAGAAUAAUAUGGAAAAUAGUUUACUGGAAGCUAUCAAGUCUGGCAAUAUGGGAUGCCACUCUGAAUUGACCAUUAUACCUAUAUCACAAAGUUCAAAAUCCAACAAUCAAUAUGCAGUUUCUUCUACUUCCCCGCAAAGUACUGUGUCAUUAUCCUUGGUACCAAAUACAAGUGCUGUUAAAUCAAAAAAUAAACAUGCAUUACCAUCAAAUGCUCAAGGUGGUGCACCACGUAAACGUGGAAAGUCUAGUAUGCCUCCUUUAAACCAUAUGACUUAUGAUAUGAACAAUUACAAUCCACUUUUAGAUCUGACAAUGAAUCGUAAACAUUAUCCUAGUUAUAAUGCUCAACCUGAACAACAAUGGCCAUUUAAUUUGCCAUUUAAUUACCCUGAAUUGUUAAUGAAUUUUGGUCAGGUAAAUAAAAGAAAGUCAUAUGCUUAUGAACAAAUCAAAGAAAAGACUGUAGUAAAUUACAACAAAGAAAAUGCCCAAAACAAAAAUAAACAUUAUAAACAUGAUCAUAUGCCUCCACCUUGUACCACUACAGACCGGAUUUCAGGACAACUAGAAAAUGUGGAAAAAACAUUUGAUAUUGAUUCUCUAAGCAGCGAAGAUGGUUGGGCUAAAUAUAGAGAAUUGUUAAUGGUUAUUGAAGAAAUGUCUGGUUCAAUUAGACCAAUUUAUACGGGUUGCAAAAAUUCUACUGAGAGGUUGAAAAAAUCAAUACAUAAAGCUAAAGCUUUGGUAAGUGAGUGUUUAAAAGAAGUAGAAAAAGUAUCUAGACAGCUUUAAGUAUCACAUAUUUAAUAAACAAAGAACAUAAAUAAUCAGUUAUUUAAAAAUAUUGGCAUUUGAAGACUGUCAUAAUUAAACUAAUAAUUUUCAAUCACAAAUAGAUCAAAGCAUUUUUAAUACAAAUAUCAUUUAUUUUUAAUGACACGAUUACUGGCUAAAUUAGUAAGGAUUUUAAUUAAACAUCUCCCUUAAUUGUAAACAAUUUGAUUAUGACAAAAAUAUAUAAAUUAUUAUUUUUUAAUAUAAGUACAUUUUCAAUUAACUUUGGCACACAAUUAUUUUAGUUGUAAUACUUGCUGAACUUGCAUAGAUUAUAAAAUAUUUGAUUUUAACUGUAAAUAUAUAUAUAUAUAUAUAUCAAUUUAAUGACUGAAUGUUAUAAAAAGGGUAGUAUAUUUCAUAAACAAUUUGUUUUUAACAUAAUAAUGGUAACAAAGUGAUAUUGGUAUUUUCUGGGACCUUUAACACUUUGAAUUGCAUUUUAAUUCUAUCAGGGUAUCUGUUCAAUUUUCAUAAUAUUUAUUGUUAGAUUUAUCGAUGCGUGAGAAUCAAAUGUUAUAC
Molecule: messenger RNA, 1483 nt
Organism: Cinara cedri
Lineage: Eukaryota; Metazoa; Arthropoda; Insecta; Hemiptera; Aphididae
Source: the annotation of a GenBank genome assembly